Messenger RNA from Oppia nitens, 4552 nucleotides. Its product is annotated as transmembrane protein 94-like. The transcript is spliced from 9 exons. NCBI's taxonomy places the organism in Eukaryota, Metazoa, Arthropoda, Arachnida, Sarcoptiformes, Oppiidae. The record is from RefSeq and is a predicted model, not a curated record. Bases 173 to 4486 code for a protein of 1437 amino acids.
GUAAUACUUAAUACAAACGUUAUGUCAAAACAUAUGAAAACAUUAAUGUUUUGGUUGUUUUGGUUGCGAUAAUAAAAGUCAUAAAUGGAUUUAUCAGACGAUUUACAACACUUUUACAUUGACUAUCACUUAACUAUCACUUAUCAUAUCUGAUCCCAAACUCAUACCUGUGAUGACUGACGAGACCCGUCGGACACGAGUGGGACUGACCACAGAAGAGGCACUCAAAAAGCUUUACCAACAAAUAGAUCAACAGUUGACUGAAUGUCAGGUGAAGCCCAAGAGUAGUGAGACAUUUCGGUAUGUGUUUCGGCAAUCUUUUGGUCACUCGAGUAUGAGUUCGACAUUCCGGUGGACAUCGAUUGUAUUGCUCUUGUAUUCAACGUUUGUCUAUUACAUGGCCUACGCUUACGGCCACUUCACGUCCAGUAUUCCCCUCUUCAUUGAGGCCACGAUUUUGGCAGUCAUUCUAGUCUUCAAUAUAGUGAUCACCUUUUGGAACACAAAAACAAGACAUCUAGAGAUCCAACGCAAAGCUAAACUGUUAUCAAAACAGAUCAAGAGUUAUAAUGACCAACAAUUGAUUGAUUUGUGGAAAUCAUUGCGAUAUUACCCGAACUUAAACACUCCUUAUUCGCCGUGUAUUUCACUUCAAUGGACUUAUCGGGAUAGCAAACGGAUCAAUUUGCCGACUCCACUGCUAGUGUCGGGAGAUGUCAUUCUUCUGAGUCCCGGUAGGGCUGCACCCGCUAAAUGUCGAUCCAUUGAAAAUAUAGCUGCAAAUCAAAGUCAUGCUAAUCACACAUUCUCUGAAUCCAAGAGUGACUAUUGUCUAAAUAUUGGUGAUUUGUUUGUACCGAGUGCUGGCAGUGCACCCGACUCUUUCACAACACCACGUCUGCGAAAAGCUGCCAAAGCCAUGAAAUUUGUGUUACUCGAGACGCCAUUUAUAAAUGAUCUCAAAACAGCCAUUUCUGUCCAAUCGACCCGAAAGUUCGCCACCGCUUUUGAGAAGGAAUUGAAUUUAAUAUUUUAUAAAUACAUUGAAAGACUUAUAAUACCUAUUAUUUGGAGCGUUAUUAUGAUAGUCAGUGCCAUUCAUUACGGAUAUUUAGAGUCAUUGGGCGACGAAACGGUGACCACUUGGUCGGCAUCUAUUACAUUAUUAUUGCUAAGACCUGUUAUGGCAAUAUUGCCACUUCUUCCAUUAGCACUGCCUCUAUGUUGGCUAUUGCUCAAUGUCUAUGGUUUAUCGCAUUUAUUUCAAAUCUGUGCCUCAAAUUUUGAUAAACAAGACAUUACUAACAUUCAGGGAAGUCCUGGAAGUAUAUUAACCGGCAGUAAUAUUGGCAGAAAUAAAGAACAGUAUUUUAAGUCAAGUAAUAAAGAGUUUUAUAUGGAAGAACUGGACUCUGAAAGAUCUAACGUUCCUCUUAUUGAUUCAAAAUUAAGUUGUUUUGAUAUGAUAUUAAAAAUGAAAGAAUUGCUUUCAAGCAAUGAUACAAACCUUUGGAGAACCGCUAACUUAUUGCAUGUUUUGGGAAGUAUUACAGCGUUUUGUUGUGUAGACAAAAAAGGUAUCCUUUCGUGGCCUAACCCUACAGUUGAUAAGGUAUACUUCCUUACCUCAAAAAAUAAUAAACAAAAUAAAAACGUUUCACAUGAAGAAAGUGAUAGCGACUCGGAUGACGAUUCAGACAAUUCUGAGAACCACUCAUAUCAUAAAAGGAAGAAAAGAAAGCAUAAGAGCUCCUUAAUGUCAAACUCAAAGGCCGAUUGCAUACAAUUAGAUAUAACACAUGAUCCACAUAACGCUUAUGGAUUACAAUUUGAUGACACAGAAUGGCACAAAUAUUUACCAAAUCUAAAACCUCUUGGAUUAGCCAUUUUGCUCAAUACGUGUAAUCAAGAAGCUCAGGAAGAAUUUAUCCAAUUCUGUGAUCACGUGACCUGUGAAUCACUACAUAAUGAAGCAGCUGUUCCUGUAGUCAAUAAGAGAUGUUUAUGUGAAUUGGCCCGACAGAUAGGAUUUACCGAAAAUGCCAUCAAAGGCUAUGAAUAUAAUUCUCAAAUUGCAAUGUUUAGACAUAUUAGACCAGAAGUUAUACAAAAGGGAAAACUUGCCAAAAGUCUUAACUUUCCACGACUUAAAAUGCCAUUUCCUAACAUGACUUCAGCUGUAAUUAAAGAUAUCUAUUCAAAUACCAAUCAAAUAUUUUCUCAGGGAACUGGAGAUCUUAUAUUAGAUGCUUGUAGUGAGUAUUGGGACGGACAUGACCUCUGUGUUCUCACGGACUCAGAUCGCAAAAGAAUUCUUGAUUUUUAUCACAGAAGUAGUUUAAUCUCUUAUUGUACAGCAUUUUCAUACGUUCCUCUCAAUUCAAUUCAGGAAACAAUUACUCUAAAUGAUUGUUACAUUGAAUUAACUCCCGAUUCAAGUCAUUUAUUUCCUUCACAAAAGAGCUUAGAUUCGAGUUUUCGGUCAUCAGAGCAUUCAAACCAUUUACAAGUUAUGAGCGAAAAAUUUUCGGCCACAAAAAAUGCUAUUCACGGCCACCACUUGAGUUCUGAUUCAUUAACAAAAUAUGAUGACAUUAACCACCGAUCCAAUAGACCAAAGUCUUCAGCUUCUAAUUCAUCCAAUGAUACCUAUCAUAUAGAGGUUCUUAUGCAUCAAAUGAGUAAUGAAGUAUUUAUUGGAAUGACGACAAUGCAAUAUCAGGCCUGUUCUGACUUUGUCAGACUUGUCGAACAACUUGAAGCCGCUUGUAUCCGUUUUGUUCACUUCUCCAAAGAGAAUGAACUAAGAAGUCGUGUCUUUUCCGAGAAGAUGGGACUCGAGUCGGGCUGGAAUUGUCACAUAUCUCUACUAAAUGAUGACAUACACAGUGAUUGUAAUUUAGGUACAAAUCAACCGUUUAAAGGCUCAAAUUUAUCGUUAAUACAAGAAUCACAAACUAUAACAAUGAAUGCAACUGUUUGUCGGUCUCAAAGUGCUCCGGGAUCUGUUAAUCUUGAAAUCUCAACCGUUAAGUUUGCAGAUGACUGUGAUAUUGAGGGAAUUGAUGAAAAUAUUUCUGAUGGCAGUCAACAUGAGAUCAAUGCAGAUAACGGGGCACUUCUGGAAAGAACAUCCAGUAACGAAAGUCGGCGUAUGAGUAAAGCCACAUCCAAUUUGUCUCCCUCUCCCAGUAGAAUCACAACGAGCACCGGGACUGAAAACUCGGCUCCCAUUGCAUUUGAUAUGUCUAAUCGGGCAAAACUUCCAAAAGGCAUUGAAAACAUAAGACCACAUCUUGAAAAUGUCGAUAACGUUCCACUUUUGGUCUCACUAUUCACUGAUUGUGAUCCAUCGGCCACUAAAGAAAUGAUUCAAAUUAUGCAGGAAUACGGAGAAGUUGUCUGUGUUAUAGGCAGUGCCGCCAAUAUUGCUAACAUUCCUAUAUUUCUUCAGGCAGAUGCCAGUAUUGGUGUUGAACCCAUGUAUCCACAAGUUUGUAUAACAGAACCCAUUAAGGAAGCUGAUGGAUAUAUUGAAUCUCUUCCCGAAAAUUUUAUUGGACCGACCGAUUUGGCCCGACAACUAAUAACACUUCCCUGUUCUUUAUCAUUGUAUCGUCAAAAUUCAAUGAUCUUUUAUCAGCUGAUUCUUGAAUCACGCGAUUAUAUGUUAAAAAUGAGAAAUAGUUUUCAAUUUUUUCUUGGCUCGUGUCUAAGCCUAAGUUUGGCCCAACUAUUAACUUCAUUAUUAUUUUUACCGCCACUGUUAUCAUCAGGAGUUGUCUUAUGGUUGGCCUGUAUUAUUCUUCCUAUUCUUAGUUCAUCACUCAUGGCUACUGAAGUGGACGAUAAAGUAAUGACUAUCGCUACGGGAAAGAAAUUACAUUUAAAUAAAGAGAGUGUAGUUUACUUUUUUAUGUGUUAUCUCAUAAAAUUUGCACCGUCUGUAUUGGUAAGUGUUCUUUGUUUUGGUCUGAUAAUUGGACACUCAUGUGGUGGUAUACCUGUGGGACAACUAACAGCAGGUCCCUGUUGGAUGUUUAGUGAUGUCAAAGCUAACACAUCCACAUCAGACACCGACUACUUUUGGGCCUCUCAUCUAAUCAUUGGUCAGACCAUUGCCUCACUGUUUCUAGUUUUAUAUAUAGUUAUCAUAUCAAUUGGUUUUGUUCAUCGAAAUCAUUUAAUUUGGCAAAGAAGUCCAUUGACUAAUAAGUGGUGGAUAUUUAUAUCAUUAUCACUGAUAAUGAGUCACGCGUUGCUUUGUAUUAUUGAAAUUAGUAUUUACGUGCGAUCAACACGUGUUGUCAUAGAAUUUGUCUCUUCCAUUCCGGCUUAUGUUUGGUGUCUGGGCUUUUUAUGGCCAUUUCCUCUCAUUUCAAUCAAUACAUUAACUAAAAGACAUGAAAUCAAAGUCUAUUGCCGUCAACAGCGAAGGGCACGACUCGAGUUUGGAACCAAACUGGGAAUGAAUUCGCCGUUUUAGACAAUUUUUAAGAGUAUUAUGUCGUUUGAGAGCUUUAUAAUUGUUUAAUAGAUAUAAUAUUAAUAU